Molecule: messenger RNA, 322 nt
Organism: Drosophila subobscura
Lineage: Eukaryota; Metazoa; Arthropoda; Insecta; Diptera; Drosophilidae
Product: PI-actitoxin-Afv2a-like
Exons: 2
Coding region: 51-299 (82 amino acids)
Molecular function (GO): serine-type endopeptidase inhibitor activity
Source: RefSeq, a predicted model, not a curated record
UAGUCGCUUCACACCAUCUGGAGAACUCAGACAACCAAUACCCAACGCAAAUGCAGUUUAUUUCGAUUGCUGUCAUCACUUUAGCCCUCUCUAGAGCUUCAAUGGGCCUAAAGGAUCCGAUCUGUGGUGAACAACCGGCCGCAAACACCGUUGGUAAAAUAAUGUGCCUUGACUAUUUGCCGAGAUUUUCCUACCAUCCUGAGCAGAAAGAGUGCAAACUGUUCGUAUACGGCGGUUGUGGCGCGAACAAAAAUAACUUCCAAACCCAAAUUGAAUGCGAGACCAAAUGCAAGGAGUAGUCCAUUGAAUAAUAAACAGUUUA